Molecule: messenger RNA, 1509 nt
Organism: Camellia sinensis
Lineage: Eukaryota; Viridiplantae; Streptophyta; Magnoliopsida; Ericales; Theaceae
Source: RefSeq, a predicted model, not a curated record
AUGGCGGUGAGUUUUGAACCGAACUGGCCACGCUCAGUUCCGCCACAGAUCGCCUUGUGCUCCGUCGUCUUCCUCCUCGUCUCUUCACAAUCAGACUCCGACGCUAGCCACUGCCUUGCUACAGCUACAGGUUCACCCAAUUCGAAGAACUCGGUUACAAAUUCUGCAAGUUCAUCAUCAUUGGUCUCGUCUCAAAGCAUUACGUCCAUGCCCAUGGCAGCUUUAUCCAUUAUUUUUCUUUCUUAUUUCUUUGGAGGAAGUCCAGAGAAAUUCUCUAGGAAACUAGAAUCUAAAUCAAGAAGCUUGCUUUGCUGGAAGGCAUCUAAAGUGACUCGUCGGAAAAGAAAUAGGCAUCCACAGCUCUUCAAGUCAAUUGGUGUAAAGCCUCCAAAAGGUAUCUUGCUUUAUGGCCUACCUGGGUUUAGAAAAACACUAAUUGCAAGAGCUGUAGCGAAUGCGACAGGUGCAUUUUUCUUCUUCAUAAAUGGCCCUGAAAUAAUGUCAAAGCUGGCUGGUGAGAGUGAAAACAACUUGAGAAAGGCAUUUGAGGAAGCUGAAAAAAAUGCUCCGUCUAUCAUCUUCAUUGAUGAAAUAGAUUCAAUUGCUCCGAAGAGGGAAAAGACACAUGGUGAAGUGGAGAGACGUAUACUAUCCCAACUUUUGACUUUAAUGGAAGGCCUCAAGUCCAGAGCUCACGUGAUCGUCAUGGGGGCUACCAAUAGGCCAAACAGCAUUGACCAUGCUCUAAGGAGAUUUGGGAGAUUUGAUCUAAAGAUUAACAUUGGUGUACCACAUGAGGUGGGAAGGUUGGAAGUCCUUCAGAUCCAUACAAAAAACAUGACACUUGUUGAAUAUGUUGAUCUUGAAAGGGUUGCAAAAGAUACCCAUGGUUAUAAAAUUGUGAAAAAAUCACAAAGAAAUAGGCAUCCACAGAUCUUCAAGUCAAUUGGUGUAAAGCCUCCAAAAGGUAUCUUGCUUUAUGGCCUACUUGGGCCUAGAAAAACACUAAUUGCAAGAGCUGUAGCGAAUGAGACAGGUGCAUUUUUCUUCUUCAUAAAUGGCCCUGAAAUAAUGUCAAAGCUGGCUGGUGAGAGUGAAAACAACUUGAGAAAGGCAUUUAAGGAAGCUGAAAAAAAUGCUCCGUCUAUCAUCUUCAUUGAUGAAAUAGAUUCGAUUGCUCCAAAGAGGGAAAAGACACAUGGUGAAGUGGAGAGACGUAUACUAUCCCAACUUUUGACUUUAAUGGAAGGCCUCAAGUCCAGAGCUCACGUGAUCGUCAUGGGGGCUACCAAUAGGCCAAACAGCAUUGACCAUGCUCUAAGGAGAUUUGGGAGAUUUGAUCUAAAGAUUAACAUUGGUGUACCAGAUGAGGUGGGAAGGUUGGAAGUCCUUCGGAUCCAUACAAAAAACAUGACACUUGCGGAAUAUGUUGAUCUUGAAAGUGUUGCAAAAGAUACCCAUGGUUAUGUUGGUGCCGAUCACACAGAGAAAAUUAACAUAGAAAAUUAG